Penicillium canariense is the source of this 468-nucleotide messenger RNA. RefSeq lists its product as uncharacterized. NCBI's taxonomy places the organism in Eukaryota, Fungi, Ascomycota, Eurotiomycetes, Eurotiales, Aspergillaceae. The transcript is spliced from 2 exons. The coding region runs from base 1 to 468 and encodes 155 amino acids. The record is from RefSeq and is a predicted model, not a curated record.
AUGACAUUCAAGGAGAAUGCACCAUCGGACGCCGACUCUUGCGAAGACAACCUCAUGGCCCAAGCAAAUCAGCAGCUGGCACGCGAGUUGCUCCAGAGCCAGGCAAGCACGCUCGCAGCAUGCCUGGCCUCCCAACAUGUCGUUCCCCUUGGCAGCUCUCCUGGUUAUGUGAGAAUUUGGACGGCAGCAGAUGCCUUUCAAGAAUUAUACCAAUACUGUCUGUCCGCGACUGGCCAGCUGAGGGCGAGCGAAGGCGUGCGCUGGGGCUUCAUCAAGUAUGAAAAAAGGACCAGUCGAGCCACCAUAGCAAACGCGGGCACGCCACUCUCUAUUGACGCCGUUGGCUUCACCAUCAAGGACGCCCAUAACCAUCUCGUGGGACAUCACGGCGACGGUCUCAAGCUGACUGCGUUGGUCCUCUCUCUAAACGGCUACCUAAUGAGCAUGGCCCCGGGCUGCUGCAUUUAG